AUGAUGAUUCUUAAUGUUUUCAUGCGAACUCUUCGUUUUGUAGGCAUCAUUCGUAUCAUCAUUGUUCGCAAAACUGGUGAUCCACUCGCUUCCAUACCGAAGCAUCAUUGCGAAAAACCACUCAGAUACACAUUUAAGUUCACAACUUGGCUAAUAUCCGAGUUGACACCUAUUUGUGAUGCAGAACCAGGCGCAUUGGCAAAAUAUGUGCUAGCUCUUUUGCGGAAACCAAAUAAGUCCGAUGAGGAGAUGCGAGCGUUCAGCACCGACCAACUAGAGGUGUUCUUGCAAGGAAAUACGAAGAAAUUCGUGGACAAAAUGUUUGCUGUGCUUCAAGACGGUUCAUACGUACCGAAAAGAGAGCCGUCGCCUAUCCCCGAAGAAGCUGUAAAGGAAAGGGUUGCAAAACGUGAAGAAACGAAAAAGAAAGAAAGAGAAGCUACUGAAACCAAGCCAACGCGUGAGUCUGCAAGGAAUGGCGAUCACACAGAAGACCGUCGGAAACCUUCUGCUGAAAAAGUGCCGAAAAAGGAAGAAAUUCCACCUCCUAAUCGCAAUGAGCGGCCUCCACGGAAGAGAAUCAGUCCUCCGCCAGCAGACACCGUUAGGAGAGAUGUCCGAGAGAACGUUCGAGAUGGAAGGGAACCGCUGCGAGAUCCGCGACGCCGCUCUCGUUCGCGUUCACCGCGCGAUCGACGUGGGAGACUUGGGGCUCGACGCUCUCCGAACGAACGGUUUCGAGCGGAGAGACGAAGAAGCAGAUCUAGAAGUGAGGGCCGCAGCAGAUCCCCUGAACGUCGUGAUCGAAGAUCUCCACGAAGUGAUGAAAGAAGGAAAAGGAGAUGCCGCGAUUAUGAAGAGAAAGGAUAUUGCAUGCGAGGAGAUAUGUGCCUCUUCGAUCAUGGUCCUGAUCCAGUAGUUGUUGACGAUUCAGCGCUUGAAAAAAUGGUGAAAAUUCCUGAUAAAACAUCACCUCACAACUUUAGCAUUCCACCACCUGGUUAUCAUGCUCCUAAUCCACCACCGCCUGGAGUGGACCCAAUUUUUGCAGCUCCACCACCUGGUCCAAGACCUGUCGAAGGUUACAAUCCAGAAGCACCAUCUCUGAGUGGUCCAGAUUUCUCAAUGCCACCUCCUCCUAUUCCAGUCACAAUCAACACUGGGCCGUGGCGUCCAAGUCCAUAUGCUGUACCAACAACUGCUAAUGUUGUUGUCCCUACAGUUGGGUAUGAUCCAUCCGGAGGUAUUCCAGUCGAUCCAUCGUCUGCUGGUGCUAUCUCAAGGCCUCCAAUGAGAGGUGGAAUGCGCGGUCGAGGACGUGGAGGUCAGGCGUCUGGUAGAUUCCCGCAGGUAUCGAAUAAUCGUGGAGAUGGAAAGACAUUGCAGGUGAAGAAAAUUCCUCCUGAGCUCAAUAAUAUUGCCAAGCUGAACGAGCAUUUUGCUGCAUUUGGAAGCAUCGUUAACAUGCAGGUACGCUUCAACGGAGAAGCUGACUCAGCUCUUAUCACGUAUGCCUCGCGCGGGGAAGCUAUGGCGGCAUACAAAUCACCGCAACCAGUCUUAAACAAUCGCUUCAUCAAAGUGUUCUUCUAUAAUCCCGACAUAGUUGCAGGAUCUACUGCUGGACAUGACGGCUUGCAACGAUCAGUACUCAACUCUGGUGUUAAUGUUGAUAAACCAGCAUCUGAGAACGCUCCAUCACCCGCUCAGCCUCCUAAGGUUGCCACGAUUGAAAUGUCUAAAUUCGUGAACCAGGAAUUAAAAGAGAGCCGAGAGAAAAUUAUCGAAGCGAAACGUAAAUUAAAGGCGGAGAAGGCGACACAAGUUUCUGUCUUCAACAUUCACAAAAGGCAAACGGAUCUCCUCCAGAAACUGAUGGAUCGUCAGAAAAUUGUGGUGAAAAAGUUAAAAUCAGAAGGCGAGGCCCUGGAGAACGCGGAGAAGAAGAAGCUUAUGGCUCUUGUCAAACAGCUCAUGGAGAAGAUUACGACAGGGAAGAAGGAGAUUGAUGAGCUCUCUGCGAAAUUGAAGACUUGCACUGAAAACAUUGCUGAGUUGGAGAAAACGAUCUCAUCUGCGAAGGCUAACGGGAAAAACUCAGACAGUGAUGGUCGGGACAGUGCUAGUCCGUCUUCUCCAUCACAAGAAGGGAAAGUGGCAGUGGUUGCCACUCAGAAUCUCUUGAAAAGAAAAGCCGAAGAUGCAGACGAUGUCGAUCAAAAGCGCGGUUCUGCUAUAAUCUCAGUUAAAGGCGUCAAGGCUGACGAUACAGAUGCCAUCGUUGAGCACAUGACGCAGUAUGGGGAUAUUCUUAACGUUGAAAUGAUCAAAGAUGAUGACCCCAUGAUUUUAUUGACAUUCCGAAGUCGUGAAAAUGCUGAUCGAGCUGUCGUCGAUGGCGCGUUAUUCAAAGGAACAAUGCUAGAUGUGACGUGGCAUCGAUCGGCUUGUGGCAAUUCGGAGAAUUCGCCACUGAGUGCAGAUAAAAUGCUGGCCGGUAUUCCACAGAGCGAGUCGGAUGAUGAGUCGUGA
Messenger RNA from Necator americanus (New World hookworm), 2532 nucleotides. RefSeq lists its product as uncharacterized. Gene Ontology annotation, biological process: mRNA processing. The transcript has 22 exons. Gene Ontology annotation, cellular component: nucleus. The record is from RefSeq and is a predicted model, not a curated record. Lineage: Eukaryota; Metazoa; Nematoda; Chromadorea; Rhabditida; Ancylostomatidae. Gene Ontology annotation, molecular function: RNA binding; metal ion binding. The coding region runs from base 1 to 2532 and encodes 843 amino acids.